Messenger RNA from Acaromyces ingoldii, 1207 nucleotides. RefSeq names its product RNA-binding domain-containing protein. The record is from RefSeq and is a predicted model, not a curated record. Gene Ontology annotation, cellular component: U1 snRNP. Lineage: Eukaryota; Fungi; Basidiomycota; Exobasidiomycetes; Exobasidiales; Cryptobasidiaceae. The transcript has 4 exons. Bases 97 to 1044 code for a protein of 315 amino acids. Gene Ontology annotation, biological process: mRNA splicing, via spliceosome. Gene Ontology annotation, molecular function: U1 snRNA binding.
UUCUCCACGUGGAUGCCGACGCGAAGAAACAUCGCACCCCUUCAUUCUUUGUCCUCAUCAACGACACCUUAGGGAGGAAGGUGCAGAGACUAAGCCAUGGCCUCAUCCUCGUCCAAGACGCCGCCAAGCCCAUCGCUGUACGUUCGCAACAUACCUUCCAAGAUCAAGAAGCCCGAGUUGCGCCGGCAGCUGUACUGUCUUUUCAAUGUGUAUGGCAAAGUCAUCGACGUCGUGGCGACGAGGAGAGACUCGAUGCGUGGGCAGGCCUUUGUCGUGUUUCGGGAUCUGGCUAGCUCAACGAGUGCGCUGAGAGCACUCGAUGGAUUCGAUUUCUAUGGGAGCGCCUUGGCACUCGACUAUGCUCGAUCAAAGUCAAAAGCGUCAGUCAUCGAGGAGCUCGGGCCAGAGGCGCUCUUUGACCCCAACGUGCUGGCGUCCAUGAAAGGCGACCCCUCCUCGUCAAAGUCAGCAUCCAAGGCAAAAGUCACCUUUUCAAGCGCAGCCGCCGAUCUUCAGAGCCGCGAAAAGAAGCGGGCGCGCGAUGAGGCGAAAAGCAGAAAUGGUGGCGUCGCUGCGGAUGGAGAUGAUGAGGAGGGAGAGGAUGAUGACGCAGAGGCUGGCUUGGGUGAUCAAGGGCAAGAGGAGGAGGAGGGAGACGAGGCUCGGGCAGGGAAGAGACGAAAGAGCGAGGCCGUCGCGGCACUAGAGGAACAGAGUGACUCAGGGGAGGAGAUGGAAAUGGGGGAUUCGGAUGAAGAAGAGGAUCUGGGUGCGCCGCUACCAGCGCCGGGAAGUGUGCCGAACAAUCUUCUCUUUUGUGGAGAGUUACCCUCCGAUGUCAGCGAGGACCAGCUCGGUGUUUUGUUUCAGCAACACACCGGAUUCAAGGACGUGCAGUUGCUGCCGGCCAGCCAAGAAAGAGGCGCCUUUGCCUUUGUCGAGUUCCACUCUUCAAAGUUGGCCGGUGCCGCACGGGAGGCCCUCGAUGGAUUCCAGCUUGGGCCUGAAAAGCGGCUCGAUGUGAAGUGGGCUAAGCGAGCAUGAAAGACAGACCAAUUGUAAUCUAUAUCACUGCCAAUGCCGUGGCAGGUCAGAGUUCAUGAUACAUCAGAGCGAUCCAAAUGGGAGGAGCUACAGGAAGAAGUUGCGCCUAGACACGCCCAUCUUGGGCUUCCACUCGAAUUCCAUGCCCUGCACUUCCUCUUCG